AAAUCAGGUGAAGACAGAGAAAACCAUAAUCUUGAAAAAAUGUUUCUCAUCAAACCUUUUCUCCACUGAGUUUCUGUUCUGGUUUGCCCUUGAAAAUUUCCAUUCAUACUCUCAAUUAUGUCCCUCUCUUUUUUCCUUCAAUUUACACACAGAACACACACUAGCACAAAUUGCUAGUAGUUUGCCUAUCUUGUUUGACAUACAUGGUCCUCUGCCAAAUUCUUGAUAUUCUCGACAAUAUAGUUCCAUUUACAACCAACCAAACAAAAGUUGUAUUUUCUGCAGAUUAUUUGUCUUUGCUGUCUGUUUAAUUAUCAGAGUCUACAGAAAAGAGGUAGGUGACCUGCAAAUUAAGACAUUUAUUCCCUGAUAAUUCUCCUUCUGUCACCUUCUUUCCUUACAGUUCGAUAUGUCUUUGAAUGAUAUGUCCAGAAAUUUUUAGUUGUUCCCUUCUCAUUUCUGCCUGCCUGACUUCUAGCAGAAGGGCUUGAAUUUGUCCUCUGAAGAUUUCAGAAACAUGUUUCUUGGCUGGUUCUUUUAGAUUUUCUUGAAUUCUGAUUGCAUUAGUUUUGGCCCUCUACAUGUUAGCUUUUGGUCCUUUUAUACGAGCCAAGAUCUUGAAAGUUGUAGCUUUUGCUGUUGCGAUACUCUUGAAGAAAAUUUUAGAAGAGCCCUUGUUUUGAAUUCUCAUCCAUGGGCAGAAUUAGCCCAGUUGUUCUCUUGGUUAUAGUGAUUCUAGCUAUUGGCUUCUUCAUACUUGGCCUACUCCAGCUUCUCAUCAGAUGCCUGUUCAAGAGGCCAUCAUUUUCUUCAAUUUCACAGUCCAAUAGACUCACAGAUGCAUCCGGUUCCCACACAUUUCAGAGGCAAUUGCAGCAGCUCUUCCGGUUGCACGAUUCUGGUCUUGACCAGGCUUUGAUUGAUGCUCUGCCAGUCUUCUACUAUAAGGACAUAGUGGGGUUAAAGGAACCAUUUGAUUGUGCUGUUUGUCUGUGUGAGUUUUCGGACGGUGACAAGCUUAAGUUUCUUCCCAAUUGUAGUCAUGCCUUUCAUGUUCAUUGUAUAGAAACAUGGCUGUUGUCAAACUCAACAUGCCCUUUAUGCAGAAGCUUCAUUGGUUCUUGGAAUCCUAUGGAAAGCCCCAUGUUCAAUUUCGAUCAUGCAAUCGAUCAAUGGAGUUUAUCUUGUCCUGAUGGGGGCAACGACUCGUCUUCCUCCAGCCGUUGGCCGGGAAUUUCGCAAGAAAAUGCUGGUCCAGCAGGGAUAUUUUCUGUUCGGCUAGGAAAGUUCAGAAGCUCGAAUGAAGGAGUAGAAAGUGAAGAAAAACGAAAAAAUGAGGUUAGCAGCUGCGGUAGUAGUAUUGAUGCUAGAAGAUGUUAUUCUAUGGGUGCAUUCCAGUACAUAGUUGCUGAUGCGAAUCUGCAAGUCGCGUUAUCAAGGGAAAUUGGUGUUAGUAUGAAAGCAAUAGUUCGAUACAAUAAGGAGCAAUUUGCCAAUAAUACAGAUAUGGAUACAAAGAAGAUUAAUCCUAGGAGUAGAGGUGAUAGUUUCUCUGUUUCCAAGAUCUGGCUCUGGUCCAAGAAAGGCAAAUUUCCAAGUUCUUCGGAUACAAAUGAAAACAUCACACCACCUAUGCCUAAAGGAAGUAAUUUAGUGUGAAAGUGCUUCUUCUGAUCUGAUAUU
Molecule: messenger RNA, 1683 nt
Organism: Sesamum indicum (sesame)
Lineage: Eukaryota; Viridiplantae; Streptophyta; Magnoliopsida; Lamiales; Pedaliaceae
Product: RING-H2 finger protein ATL46
Molecular function (GO): ubiquitin protein ligase binding
Source: RefSeq, a predicted model, not a curated record